CGGGCGCGGGCGUGGCGCGACCCAGGUUGGCGCUUGGGGGCCGGUUGCCAGGGCCCGGUUGCCAGGCGAGUCGUGCCGGGUGGAGGCGGCCCAGGCCUAACCCACCGGAGCGCACUGGGGCCCGCAGGCCGCACCGCGGGGAUCGGCGGCGGAGAGGGGCCCGGAGCGGCCGUGCUGAGACAGAGAAGGGGUCGAGCCCCGAGACAGGCCCAGGCGUGGAGCCUGGAGGCGGCGGGACAUGGCAGCGGCCGUCGUCACCAAGACGGCCUGGAAGCUGCAAGAGAUCGUGGCUCACAGCAGCAACGUGUCCUCGUUAGUCCUGGGGAAGAGCUCGGGCCGGCUGCUGGCAACUGGAGGAGAUGACUGUCGGGUCAACGUGUGGUCAGUUAACAAGCCCAACUGCGUCAUGAGCUUGACAGGCCACACAACACCCAUUGAGAGCCUACAGAUCAGUGCCAACGAGGAGCUCAUUGUUGCAGGGUCCCAGUCAGGGUCCAUUCGAGUCUGGGACCUGGAAGCUGCCAAAAUUCUCCGUACAUUGCUUGGUCACAAAGCAAACAUCUGCAGCCUUGACUUCCAUCCUUACGGAAGUUUUGUGGCAUCUGGCUCUUUAGAUACAGACAUUAAGCUCUGGGAUGUACGAAGGAAAGGCUGCAUCUUCAAAUAUAAGAGUCACACACAAGCAGUGAGAUGCCUUCGAUUUAGUCCUGAUGGCAAGUGGUUAGCCUCUGCUGCUGAUGAUCACACUGUAAAGCUGUGGGAUCUGACUGCUGGGAAGGUAAUGUUCGAGUUUACAGGGCAUUCUGGCCCAGUCAAUGUUGUUGAAUUCCAUCCCAGUGAAUACCUUUUGGCUUCCGGCAGCUCUGACAGGACCAUUCGUUUCUGGGACUUGGAGAAGUUUCACGUUGUGAGCUGUAUUGAAGAGGAGGCUACUCCAGUCAGGUGUGUUCUUUUCAACCCGGAUGGCUGCUGCUUGUAUGGAGGCUUCCAGGAUUCUCUGCGUGUGUACGGCUGGGAGCCAGAGCGUUGUUUUGAUGUGGUCUUGGUGAACUGGGGAAAAGUAGCUGAUUUAUGUAUCUGCAACAACCAGCUGAUAGGAGUUUCCUUUGCACAAAGCACGGUCUCUUCCUUUGUUGUGGAUCUCAGUAGAGUGACAAGGUCAGGUUUGGUUCCUCAUGGGCUGCUCAGGAGCAACGAACCUCUGGCUCAGCCCACCCCCACAGGGUCCUCCCUUCGUCGCAGCUAUGACAGACCCUCAACUAGCUGCAGCAAACCUCAGAGCAGGGUAAAGCGCAGUUCAGAGAGCGAGAGGCGCAGUCCCAGCAGUGAUGAGGACCGGGAUGAGAAGGAAUCCAAGGCUGAGAUCCAGAAUCCAGAGGAUUACAAAGAGAUCUUCCAGCCCAAGAAUGUCAUCUCUCGAACUCCUCCUCAUACCAAUGAGCCCUUUCCAGCCCCCCCAGAGGAUGAGCCGGUAACUGCAAAGGAAGCAGUGAAGCCUAUCCAACCUGUGGAAGUCCAGACCCCGAUGCCAAAGCAAGAGCUUCCUGAGUCAUUUCAGAGGCCACCAAUUGCUUCCUCAACUCCUAUGCCCAGGGCAGAGCCAUCAGUUAUUCCUGCAGCCAGAAACGAGCCCAUUGGCCUGAAAGCUUCUGACUUCCUACCGGCUCUCAAAAACCAAAGCCAGGCUGAGCUCGUGGAUGAAGAAAUCAUGUCCCAAAUCAGGAAAGGCCACAAGACUGUGUGCAUGGUGCUCACCAGCCGCCACAAGAAUCUGGACACUGUGCGGGCCGUGUGGAGCACCAGUGACAUCAAGAACUCCGUGGACUCUGCUGUAGCAACCAAUGACCUGUCUGUUGUUGUGGACCUCUUGAACAUUGUCAACCAAACAGCGUCACUCUGGAAGUUGGAUUUAUGCACUGUAGUUCUGCCUCAAAUAGAAAAACUUCUCCAAAGUAAAUAUGAAAGCUAUGUGCAAACGGGCUGCACCUCCUUGAAACUCAUUCUGCAGAGAUUCCUGCCCCUGAUCACGGACAUACUUGCUGCGCCACCUUCUGUAGGAGUGGACAUCUCUAGAGAGGAGAGGCUCCAUAAAUGCAAACUGUGCUACAAGCAACUGAAAAACAUCAGUAAUAUUGUGAAGAACAGGUCUGGGCUCAGCGGCCGCCAUGGUAGUGCCUUCAGAGAGCUGCAUCUCCUCAUGACUGUGCUGGAGUGACAGCUGCUACCACCACAUGCGCCAACACGGGUGGCCAAACUCCCCUCUGUGCUCGGUCUGGCUGGGUUGCACUUCUCUGCGUGUUCAUCCUUCCCCACGGCACAAGAGGGAAUAUGGAUCUGUGUGGCCGGCCGCCUGUCCAGAAGCAGUGCCUGGAGGGGCAGGUGGAAGACUGGAGUGGAGCGAUGCGAGGGGACCUGGCUGCAAAACGUCCCUGUUGUGGAGCAGCUUCGUUUCAGCUCUUCACCUCGCCGUCAAGCGCAGUGUCUGUGUGCUGACCUCCAGACCUGCUGCCACUUCUCCUUCACCCAUGUGUGUUGUUGGUUCUUUGCCACUUGGCUCUGGCGGCCAGGCUCCUUGCGCAGCACGCCGAGGACUGCAGCUUCUUCCCCAGUAGAACCAGCUGGGGGAUGAAGAGCCCUGGCCCUGCAGGAAGGACUUACCCUCCUCCCCAGGCAGGUGGGACCGGCCCCUUUAGCUUGCUGCAAAACACGUGAGCCAGGACACUGCUGCUGCACGUGGUGUAGCCACAAGGGCCAGUAAUGGCGAGGGGAAGUUGUCCUCCAGCUUCUCUGCAUCCCUGCAGGUAACCCUGCGCCACAGAAGAUGGACUUGAGGUCCGCCUGGAUCUGUUGACAUACAUGACUUGGUUAGGACUUGUCAUACAUGUUUGCCUUUGGGGAUGAUGGUGGAGGAGCAGAGGGACACGGACCGAUGUCUCUGCAUCCACUGCACCGCUCAACGGGACUCCCUUUUUCCUAAUAAAUGGCUGUCAGAACCUUCUGCCCCUCUUUCUUCUUUCCUGUGGGGAGAGAGGUUCCUGCUGGUGUUUCCCGCUGCUCCUCCAGCCCCGUCUCCUCAUUUUAUACACUGGAGCUGCUCUCUAGGAAAUGUAACUUAUCACAAAUUGUAUUAAAACAUUUGUAAGUCUUUUGUUUUUAA
Coturnix japonica (Japanese quail) is the source of this 3157-nucleotide messenger RNA. RefSeq names its product katanin regulatory subunit B1 (gene KATNB1). NCBI's taxonomy places the organism in Eukaryota, Metazoa, Chordata, Aves, Galliformes, Phasianidae. Gene Ontology annotation, cellular component: katanin complex. Gene Ontology annotation, biological process: microtubule depolymerization; microtubule severing. Gene Ontology annotation, molecular function: microtubule binding. The record is from RefSeq and is a predicted model, not a curated record.